AUGGUUAAAAAAUAUUGGAACACCCUCUGGCUGCAAUCACCAACUAAACUUCACGAUGUUAGGAAAGACAUCUACGAAGACGUGCCAACCUUUGGUAGACGAGAGCAGUGCGUCUUACACCGUAUCCGAAUAGGCCACACAAACAUAACCCACUCCUUUCUCAUCUCUAAAAAGUCUCGAAACCUGUGCCAAAGCUGCAACACACCGUCCACUGUUAGACAUCUCCUGAUAGAGUGCAACAACUUCCAACAGGCCAGACAACGUGCAGGUUUUACCAACGACCUCCAAGUGAUGCUCAAAGACGACGAGAAGUGUAGAAAAGUGUUGGCCUUUCUCCUAGAAAUUUCAAUGUUCCAACUAAUUUAA
Molecule: messenger RNA, 366 nt
Organism: Cotesia congregata
Lineage: Eukaryota; Metazoa; Arthropoda; Insecta; Hymenoptera; Braconidae
Source: the annotation of a GenBank genome assembly